AUGAAGGCAGGCAGGCAGGAAGAGGGGGACGCCCUAGAAAUAGAGAAUUAGAUGGCUCGCUGCUCUGCAUUCACAUUUCAAUCCACACACUGCAUAUAAUAAGAAAAUUCCUCUCUUCAAUUUCGCCGCCUGCAUUUUGCUUCUUGCUUGCGAUUCGUCAACUGCAUCCGCAUUGAAUUGGAUUGAAUUGCGAUUACGAAGGAUUUCGCCGUUUCGAUAUACGGAGGGGGGGUGUUGGUACUUGUCUCUGGAGGAGUGACGGUUAUCGGGAGGUUAGGGUUUAAUUUGAUCCGUUUCUCACUGUGCUAGGAUUGCUUCCGCUUUCGAUUCCUGUGUUUUUUUCGUGUGCCGAUUUCGGUGUGCCUGGAUUCAGUUGUCGUUUUGUUUUUUCUGAGUAUGUGUGUGUUCGGGAAACCACAUGGUUGGAGAAUUUUAGUUUGAGGGUUUGCUUUUCGUUUUGUUGGAAGGCCCACAUUCUCUUGUGGGUUAUUAGUUUGUCGUUUUGUGGUACCCGAGGGGAGGAGGUAUUGGUGAAUUUUGUUAAAUUUCGUGGCCGUUGGGCGCGAUUGUGGUUAAAGAGGAUGAGGGUUUGGUAAGUUGAAGUGAAGUAGGAAGAAACUCGUCUUUUUUGGGCUCAUCAGUGUUGAAGGAUUGUGGAUAAAUCAAUCACCACAAUUGAAUUAGGUGUGGAAUGCUGCUAAGAGUUAACUCAGCUUUGUUCUAAAGAUUGAUUUGUGGGGGUAGUGAAAAGUGGGUUUGUUCUAUACCCCCAUUUGCAGCAAGGAAACCUUUGGUUUUCAUCUUUAGUAGAGGUCAAUCUAGAAAGAAACUGUUAGAGAUAACUGAGUUGCUUAGGUUUAGAUGAUGUCUGGUGCUGAUGGAAAGAACUGAACCCGCGUUUGUUCCAGAAUGGUUGAGAUGUACAGGAAAUGUUGCUGGAAGUGGCGGCUCCUCAAUCCACCACUCAGAUGUUUCUUCCCCCUCACACAACAUGCGCAAUAGAUCUUUUGGUGGCAACAAGGAUACAGAUAGUCCGCGUUAUCUGGAUAGAAGUUCUUCAUCCAAUGCUAGGCGUAGUUUAAGUAGUGAUGGCCCAGGAAAACAUCCAUACAGUAGUUUCUCAAGGAGCCACCGGGAUAAACACCGUGAUAGAGUGAAAGAGAAGUCUCCUUUGGAGGACAUCUGGAAUAAUGGCUCUGCUGAUCCCUUAGAAAGUAUAUUGACUAGCAGAGUGGAGAGGAGGUCCCUGAGUCGUUCCCAGUCACAGGUUUCUAGAAAACCUGGUGAAAAGUUGCCUCAAAGAAUAGAGAACUCGCAAGUUAGUGGGAAUGGUGCACUUUCUGGUGGCAGAAAUUCUAAUACAAUUCAGAAGGCAGUUUUGGAAAAGGAAUUUCCAUCACUUAGAACUGAAGAGAAGCAAGAUUUGACAGGAAUCAAGCGAGUCUUAUCUCCUCGCCUGACUUCUGCUGUUCAAAGCUCGGCCAUUGGCAACUCAGGGUUUCUCUGUGGUGAGAAAUGGACUUCUGCUUUGGCAGAGGUGCCUGCUAUUCCUACAAAUAAUGGCACUACCAGCACUCUUCCACCCAGUGUUGCUAUGGUUUCAAAUUUAUCAUCUACUGCUUCUAGUCCAGGAGGUCUUAACAUGGCCGAGGCAUUGUCACAGCCUGCAGCAAGAGUUCGCACUCCCACUCAGCUCUCUGAUAAGAACCAGAGGCUUGAAGAAUUGGCUAUCAAGCAAUCCAGGCAAUUAAUUCCUGUGACACCUUCAAUGCCCAAACCCUUGGUUUCUAGCUCCGUGGAUAAAACAAAACAGUCAAAGGCUGCUGCCAGAACUAAUGAGACAAGCAUGGUUUCCAGGGGUGUCCAUCAACAGCCCCAUUCAGCUCAUCUUGCUAAUCCAUCCCGUGUUAUACAAACCAAACCUGAUUCCGCAAGUGCCUCUCAUUCUGGAAAGUUUCUUGUUCUCAAGCCUGGGCGUGAGAAUAUCGCACUUGGAGCAAAGGAUGCUUUGAGUGGAGGUAGUGAUGCUGAUGGAAAAGUAGCUAACGGCCAGCACAUUAUGUCUCCAGCUACUCCAAUUGUGUCGACAAGUCCAAGUACCUCUGUGGUUUCUGCACUUGAAAACAGGGCUGGUGCCUUAACACUGAGUUCCAAAUCUACUGUGGACAAGAGAUCUUCUCAAUCACUUGCACAAAGCAGAAGUGAAUUUUUCAAUCUUAUGAGGAGAAAAAAAUCAUCAAGUGCUACAAACAACCAUUCAGACUCGAGUUUGACUGUUCCAUCUUCUGGUGCACAGACAUUUGGAGAAAAGUUUCAAGGAAGCCAUGGCGCAAGUUCUCAUAUUCCAGGAAAUGGCAUCUGCAAUGGCAAUAGCUAUGACAGUAACGAGAAGAUCAAAAGUCUUUCUGAUCCUGGAGAGGAUGGCUUUUCUGCUAAUGGAUCAGUCUAUCCUGAUGAAGAAGAAGCUGCUUUUCUUCGUUCCCUUGGUUGGGAGGAAAAUGGUGGUGAAGAUGAAGGCUUGACAGAGGAAGAGAUUAAUGCCUUUUAUCAGGAGUACAUGAAUAGAAGGCCAUUAUUGGAAGCUCGCCAAAAUUCUCAGCCCAAAGUCUCAACACCGACAAAAUUACCCAAUGCCUCGGGAGAUGCAAGCUCGGACUCAAGCUCCUCUGAAUCUGAAUCUGAAGGUUGAGCAGGAAUCAUUCUGAAAGUACUGUUGGAAAGUUUAUGUUUGAUCGACUUACUUCCACUACAUCCAUUUUGCCUUAACAAGAGUGAGGUUUGCUGCAAAUGCUUGGAUGAGUAGGUGUCUUGGAUGUCUGCACUAGGGAAAAUGGUAAAAUAAAUUAUUUGCUUCUGAAAAUAGGGUCUGGCAGAAAUCGAGAUUUGUUCACUUGUCUUUGUCUGGGAGAUGGGAUAGAGAUGGACAGGGCUUCAAAAUUAAUGUUUUGCAAUGGCAGCAUUCAUUAGAUUGUCUUUUUGGCGUACUCGUUGUCUUUGUUCUUUUUGUUUCUCUUUUUAGUUCUUUUGAGAUGUUGCUCUUGAGUUGGAAAACGGGUUUACAGUAUUUUUCCUGGAUUUUCAUGGCACGAGCGAGAAAAGAAAUGGGAAGUUACUACUACUACUACUACUA
Molecule: messenger RNA, 3130 nt
Organism: Andrographis paniculata
Lineage: Eukaryota; Viridiplantae; Streptophyta; Magnoliopsida; Lamiales; Acanthaceae
Exons: 5
Coding region: 878-2689 (603 amino acids)
Source: RefSeq, a predicted model, not a curated record